ACCACACCAUUAUCAGUAAUUUAUAAAAGAGUGUUGGAAGGAAAAGAGAAAAAAAGGUAGCUAGGGUUCUUCAUGUCUGGAGCUUCAAACAAAAUCACAGAUGAUGAGCUCAAUGCUCUCAUCUUAAGACUUGGAACAUUGCUUCCUCAGCUCAAUCAUGGCCGCCAUGGCAGGGCAUCACCAUCGACAACGAAAAUUUUGAAAGAAACAUGCAGUUAUAUCAGAAGAUUACAGAAAGAAGUAGAUGAUUUGAGUGAGAGGCUAUUGCAAUGUCUAGAUUCCAUGGAUAUAACUAGCUCUGAUGCUGAAUUUCUUACAAAUUUGCUUCAACAGUAAAGCUUGUCCCCUUUCCUUUCUCAAAUUGUCUCAAGUUUCAACGACAGACAAAUGCAUGUGUCUUUUUUUUUUUUUUUUUUGGCUAUUUGGAAACUGUUUGUUAGUUAAUAUCCGAAUUUGAUUGGGCCUGGGAGAGUAAUUAGAGUAUAAAUAAUGUAUAUAAAAA
Molecule: messenger RNA, 502 nt
Organism: Gossypium arboreum
Lineage: Eukaryota; Viridiplantae; Streptophyta; Magnoliopsida; Malvales; Malvaceae
Product: transcription factor ILI3-like
Exons: 2
Coding region: 73-336 (87 amino acids)
Molecular function (GO): protein dimerization activity
Source: RefSeq, a predicted model, not a curated record